AUGAAAGCUAUCACAAUGACCGAAAUAAGCCGUACAACUUUAUGGUCAUCAAAUAAUGAUACACAUGGUCAUUGUCAUCAUUAUUCAUCACAUGGAUGGAAAUCAUCAUCACAACGGGAUCUAUUUCGUCCAGUUACAGUAAAUGAUGAAAAUUUAAAUUUUAAAUCAUCAUCAAAUAAAUUAAAUCGAUCAUUAUUUGGUCAAAGCGAUCCAUUGGAAACAAAACGUCUUCUUUAUGAACAAAUGAAUUCUCGACGAAUUAUCGAUCGUAAUCGUUGGAAUUUUGAUUUUCAUACGGAAAAACCGCUUCAAGGCCGUUAUGAAUGGCAUAAAUUAACCCGUUCGGAUACAAGUCCACCACAAUCACCAUUUGAUCGCCGUACACCAAGUCCUAAAUUUUUUUCCAAUCAUUAUCAGGAUGAAAUCAAUGGUCAAACAGCUAAUAAUAAACAUAAUAAUAAAUUCUAUAUGGAUCAACGUAAAUGAACAACAACAACAACAAUCAUCCUGGUAAAAUGGUCAAUGCUUUCAUAUAAAACUGACCAAAUGGUCAUUUCUUCUGGUCUAUCGCCCCCGCAUUACAGAAAUUAUUGACCUUCAAUCGUCGUCAUCAUCAUCAUCAUCAUCAAUGUCUGAUUCCAGUGAAAAUAAAAUUAAUCCAAGAACAAUUCUAUGGAGCAACUAAAUGGAUCUCAUUGAUCUCAAUCAAUCAAUUCAAACCAGAAAAAAAUUAAAAAAAUUCUGUAAAAUAUCUUUCUUUAUUAUUUGCUUUUUGUUUGUUUGUAAAUGUUUAUCAUUUGUUUUCAUAGCCUACUCCAAACACACACACACACACAUCUUUUAUUUAGACCACAUUAGCCAGUAAUUAUCAAUUAAUUGAUUAAUUAAUUUCUUUCAAUUCAUUCAUUCAAAUCAUAUAAAAGACACUAUCGAUUCUUUCAUUCGAAUAUCAGAUUAUCAGUUGAUAAAUCGCCCAUCACCAUUUUGAAGAUUGUUUUUUGUUUGACACAAACACACCUAUUGAUACAACAUUUUAUGGAUUCAUUUUUUUUUCUCUUUUUCUUUGUCAAUUCAUUCUUUUUUUUAUUUUUAUUCAAACUUUGAUCGAUCUCAAUCGUAAAUUUGUGUGUGUAUGUCUUUUUUUUGUAUAUAUGUGUUUACAAGUGUCACCGGUAAAAAAAAAAUAAUUUUUUUUCCACAAAACUGCUAAACAUAAAGGUUCACAC
This is a messenger RNA of Dermatophagoides farinae (American house dust mite), 1226 nucleotides long. RefSeq lists its product as uncharacterized. Gene Ontology annotation, cellular component: nucleus. The record is from RefSeq and is a predicted model, not a curated record. Gene Ontology annotation, molecular function: cyclin-dependent protein serine/threonine kinase inhibitor activity. Gene Ontology annotation, biological process: regulation of cell cycle. Lineage: Eukaryota; Metazoa; Arthropoda; Arachnida; Sarcoptiformes; Pyroglyphidae.